Molecule: messenger RNA, 264 nt
Organism: Monoraphidium neglectum
Lineage: Eukaryota; Viridiplantae; Chlorophyta; Chlorophyceae; Sphaeropleales; Selenastraceae
Exons: 3
Coding region: 1-264 (87 amino acids)
Source: RefSeq, a predicted model, not a curated record
AUGUUCGCCCCCCUCGUGCGCCGCGCCGCCGCCCUGACCGCGCUCCGCUCCCUGUCGCUCUCGGCGGGCGGCGACCUAUCAGCGGCGGCUGCUGACCUGGAGGCAGUCGCGGCGCUGACAGCGCUGACGGCGCUGCGGCUGGGCUGCGCGGCGGAGCAGCGGCCGCUGGACCUGUCACCGCUCGUAGGCAUGCGCGGGCCGGCGCCCGGCGGCCAGCGGGGGGCGCGCGGCGCGGCGCGCGCGCCCGCCACCGUCAGUAGCUGA